Molecule: messenger RNA, 1836 nt
Organism: Serendipita indica DSM 11827
Lineage: Eukaryota; Fungi; Basidiomycota; Agaricomycetes; Sebacinales; Serendipitaceae
Source: the annotation of a GenBank genome assembly
AUGGCAUACUAUCUCGGAAUCGACGUAGGAACUGGCUCAGCACGGGUAGCCCUCGUCUCGAGUGACGGUGUUCUCGUAGCUUCGCACACCCACGACAUCCAAACUUGGCGAUCUCCGACAGAUGCACGCAUCUUUGAACAAUCUACAACAGACAUCUUUGCUGCAACCUGCUCAUGUGUUCAAGCGGCCUUGUCUUCUGCAAACAUUGAUAAAUCAGCCAUCAAAGGGAUUGGUAUCGAUGCGACAUGCUCCCUUGCAGUCAUCGAUGCCGACGGCAAUCCCAUAUGCGUUACUUCAGGCGAUCAAUGCGGACAGUAUGGGGACCGAAACAUUGUUCUAUGGGCAGAUCAUCGAGCAGAGGACGAGGCCGGCUUGAUCAAUCAGACUGGCUCUGUCGUUUUGGACUAUGUCGGUGGCAAGAUGAGUCUCGAGAUGGAAAUCCCAAAGAUUCUCUGGCUCAAGAACCAUAUGCCACCGGAGAAAUUCAGCAAGUGCAUCUUUUUUGACCUACCAGACUACCUCACAUAUCGCAUCACUUCGUCCUUUGCCCGCUCCUCGUGUUCACUCGUCUGCAAGUGCUCAUACAUACCUCCGGGGGCAACGCCCGCAACGCAGGGAUGGAACAGUGACUUCUUCAAGGCCACUGGACUCGAUAUUAUGGUCGAAAAUGGCUAUUCUCAACUUGGAGGCGCAUUAGGCGAGGCACUUGCAGGAUCUCAGUGCGCUCAGGGCAACCUAGUUCUUACGGCUGGAUUACCAGUUGGGAGAGGACUGACAAAAGAGGCGGCGGAGCGGUUGGGUUUGGUGGAAGGAACGCCAGUUGGGAGUGGAGUCAUAGACGCAUACGCUGGGUGGAUUGGAACUAUAGCCGCCAGAUACGCGACUCCUGGCCAACCGAACCAGCUCAGUCCGACACCGACGCUGGAGGAAUCCCAAACGAGGCUGGCGGCCGUCGCUGGGACGAGCACUUGUCAUCUCAUUCAAGCUCCAGAGGGCAAAUUUGUACCUGGCGUGUGGGGCCCGUAUAAGAAUGCACUGUUCCCGGGAUGGUGGAUGAAUGAGGGCGGGCAAAGUUCGACUGGACAGCUGAUUGACUUUAUGAUUACCACUCAUCCGGCUUACUCGGAGCUCCAAGAGAUUGCAAAGAAGGAAAACAAGUCUAUUCACACGGUCCUCGCCGACGUUUUGGAUCGCUUGCUCCUCGAAGCUGGAACGAGCUCUCUCACCCGACUCACGAAAGAUCUUCAUCUCUAUCCUGACCUGCAUGGUAAUCGAUCACCACUCGCCGACUCGACCAUGAGAGGGUCCAUAGUCGGCCUCUCUCUCGACUCUUCGUUGGGUGAUCUUGCACGAAAGUUCAAUGUCACGCUCGAGGCCAUUGCUCUACAAACCAGACAUAUCCUAGACGAGAUGCAAGCCCACGGGCACCACAUAGAGGGCAUCUACAUUUCGGGUGGUCAAGCGAAGAAUGCACCACUUGUUCAGCUUCUAGCAGAUGUGUGCAAUACACCGAUCAUCCUCCCAAAUAACCACGCAGCGGCUGUCGUUCUAGGAGCCGCAAUGCUGGGUAGAUUCGCACACGAGAUGGCGGAGGAUCUGACCCUGAGAGACAAGGGCCAAGGGUUUCAAACUCAACAAGAGGUGGACGAGGAGAGCCAGAGGAUUGGAUCACGGCUGUGGGACAUCAUGGCUGAGAUGUCAUUACCUGGAACAAUUAUCUCGCCAGCUGCCAGCGAUAGCGACUCCAAGUUGCUGGAUGCGAAAUACCGCAUCUUCAGAGAGGCGAUUGAGAUUCAAACGAGGUGGCGAGCCACAAUGGAGGCUGCUAGCCAAUAG